This is a messenger RNA of Schizophyllum commune H4-8, 1615 nucleotides long. RefSeq lists its product as uncharacterized. Gene Ontology annotation, molecular function: DNA binding; histone binding. The coding region runs from base 121 to 1347 and encodes 408 amino acids. Lineage: Eukaryota; Fungi; Basidiomycota; Agaricomycetes; Agaricales; Schizophyllaceae. The record is from RefSeq and is a predicted model, not a curated record. The transcript is spliced from 3 exons. Gene Ontology annotation, biological process: nucleosome assembly; regulation of DNA-templated transcription. Gene Ontology annotation, cellular component: nucleolus.
GCCGAUGGCCCUAUUCUUCUCUCGACGGUCAUAGCACGGGCCCGCGCACUGCCGUCCACACCUCUUCCUUUCACCCUCCACGCCACUUAUCGGCCACCCUCCCUUUCUUGGUCCGACACGAUGACCAGCUUUGCAGAUCUCCUCCAACUAGCGCAUACACAGACGCAGCAGGCCGAAAACCAGGUGCAGGCCGUGCUCGCGGAGCGCAAGCGCAAGGAGGCGGAGAAGCGGAAGCAAGAGGAGGAGCGCGCGCGGAAGGAGCGGGAGCUCGAGAAGCAGCGGAUCCAGCGCAAGCUCGACGAGGAGCGCCGCGAGCAGGAGCGCCGCAAGCGCCAGGAAGAGGAGCAGGCGGCUAAGGAGGCUGCCCGACGACGGCGGGAAGAAGAGGCGCGCGAGCAGGUCCUCCAUGGGCUGAAGCGCGGCUCGAGCACGACGAAGCGCCACCGACUCAUUGAAGAGGACGAGGACGGCGCGAGCUCCUCCCGCGCGUCCUCCGCCGUGCCACUGACUCGCGAGGAGAAGCGCGAGCGCAAGAUGCAAGCGGAGCUGCGGAAAGCGUACGGGCUGCCGAAGAGCACGAAGAAGGGCGCCGGGUACAGCAAAUAUGGCGCACGCCUGCCCGGUGGCGCGAUGGACAUCGUGGACAACGGCGACGCCGCCGGCCCGUCGGGCAUGUCGACGAAGCAGCGGCUGCUGUCGACGCCGAUCGGGCUGACAAAGGUGUACCAGAACAAGCGCGACACGCGCACGACGGCGGAGGUCAUCGAGGCGAAGCAGCAGCCGCACACGCUCAAUGGCGAGGACGCGCGCCACUUCAACGACUGGUUCGGGCCGGGCAAGGAGGCGCGGGCCUCGGGCUCAGCAUCUCAUGCCUCGCUAUCCGGAAAGAAGUCUAUGUCGUCUCUACCACCCUCCCAGUCUACCUCCUCGAAGUCUUUCUCAGCGUCGCGCGCAGGUCAACAGAAACCCUCCACAAGUUCUGCAGCGCGACAAGGGCAGAAGCCUAACAAGCGCCCACGCUCGCCUGCACAUUCCGAGUACGACUCCGAGCCCGACGAGUACCGCAAGCAUCGCAAGAGACGUCCCUUUGAUGAUGAAGAACCUGUCAAUGUGCAAGAAGAAAUCUGGCGGCUAUUUGGCAAGGAUCGUGGUCGGUACGUCAAUAGGGACGUUGAAAGCGACGACGACAUGGAGGCGGAUGCGAUGGCUGUCGAACGCGAGGAGAAGCUCAGCGCACGUUACGCUAAAGAAGAGGAUCUCCGGGCCGCGGAGGAGGAGCGCCGUCACGAAGAGGAGAAGCGGCGGCGCAAACUCAUGAAGGAGAAGGAGAAACGGGGGAAGGCUUGAUUCUGGAACGCCACCGUCGGAUGGACAUCCUGAUCGCAACCUAUCCUAUGCAUCUUUCACAUAUCAUUUAGCACUAUUCCUGCCAUGCUUUCGCUAUGUUGUCCCAGUGCCGCUUAUGCAUAACUAACCUUCAGAUCUCUCGCCUUGUAUACGCAUCGUAUUUACUGUAUACUUCCAUUUCAUCUGUCGUGGCAAGCUAUGACACGGGCAUCCGCUACAACUUGAUCCCCAAACCUGAGAGGCACGUACGUUGACGGUCAGGCAGUCA